Molecule: messenger RNA, 2404 nt
Organism: Impatiens glandulifera
Lineage: Eukaryota; Viridiplantae; Streptophyta; Magnoliopsida; Ericales; Balsaminaceae
Product: cell division control protein 48 homolog C-like
Exons: 10
Coding region: 1-2355 (784 amino acids)
Biological process (GO): ribosome biogenesis
Cellular component (GO): nucleus
Molecular function (GO): preribosome binding; ATP binding; ATP hydrolysis activity
Source: RefSeq, a predicted model, not a curated record
AUGGGUAAAAGACGCGGCGGCGGCGGCGGGGGGACAUGGGCAUCUGCUACUCUCCGUCGGCAUAUAGAGUCGUGUAAGCACAAGUAUCCGACCCUUGAGGAACUUGUUGAUCAUCUGCGGUCAAACUACCCACACUAUAGUCGACUAAAGCUUAAUCCUUUAACCAGGGAAGUUAAGCGAAUGAUAGACCUCAUCAAUUCGAAAGAAGACCAAUCUAGCGAUAUCAGCCAUAGGACGACGGCGACUUCAAGUUCUUCAAUGGACGAAGAGCACCGACUGUCGAAGAGAAAGAUGAAACUGAUGAUCGACCAGAGCGAAGAAGAGAAGAGACAACCCAUCAAAAAAAGACUGAAAUCUUUCGACCAGAAACAUGGAAGUGUGUCUUCGCAGUCUGAGACACCCUCUUCCGAGGAAGAAGAAAAUGGUGUUGUUUCAACAUCAAAGAUCGACUUGGUGAAAUCCAUGCUGCGGGCAACUUACAGCGCAUCAAAGGAUGCAGUAAAAUCGAAAAGGAAAGAAGCUGUUAAGGAGAAGUGUGUUGAAUUGGAGAAUGUUGGGUCUAGUAAAGCUCCUAUGCAGAUUGAUUUGCUUGGAAGCAAUUCAAUUUUGGGGCAGGUAGGAGAAGAAGAAGAAAAAAACAUACCCGGCGCGAGGGAUGUGCAUGGGAUUAGGUUUAGUGACCUAGGAGGCAUGGAUAAGGUUGUGGAGGAAUUGAAGUGGAUGAUAUUACCAAUUUUUAAUCAGCAUUUUCGUAAAAUGUUUCGGAGAAUGCGUAUGCCAUCUGGAAUUUUGUUACAUGGGCCACCAGGAUGUGGAAAAACGAAGUUGGCUGAGGCCAUAGCUUUUGAGUCUGAAUUCACUUUCUACAAAAGGUCGGCUACUGAAUUGGUCAAUGGUGUUUCAGGUGGAUCAGAAGAGAAUAUCCGAGAUCUUUUUGCAAAUGCCUACAGGACAGCACCAUCGAUUGUGUUCAUCGAUGAGAUUGAUGCUAUAGCUUCAAAAAGAGACAACUUGCAGAGGGAAAUGGAGAAAAGAAUUGUUACACAGUUAAUGACUUCCAUGGAUGCUGCACACAGACCUGUUCAACCAGAUGCAGAAGCUUCUUCUUCUGAUAAUCCUCCUUAUGUUCUUGUAAUUGGGGCUACUAAUAGACCUGAUAGUAUUGAUCCUGCAUUAAGAAGGCCUGGAAGGUUUGACCACGAGAUUGCCUUGGGUGUUCCAGAUGAAGAAACCAGGUUACAAAUUCUUACAGUUGUUACUCGUGGAUCGAAGCUUGAAGAUUCUCUUGACCUUUUAAAGAUAGCACGUUCUACACCUGGCUUUGUUGGGGCUGAUUUGGAUAAUCUAGUAAGUGAAGCUGGAACACUAGCUAUGCGAAAACUGAUAUGCAGUAUAUUAAUAAAAUCGCCGGAAGACAAAGACUGGUUUAAGAAAUCUUAUCAUCCCAAAGAGACGGACAUUGUUGGCAUAACAAUGACAGAUUUUGAGGAAGCAGCCAAAAAGGUCCAGCCUUCAUCGAAAAGAGAAGGGUUCUCAAUCAUUCCUGAUGUGAAAUGGGAAGACGUAGGUGGGAUGGAACCAGUAAGGGAUGCAUUUAUGAGUUCCAUAGUUGAACGCAUUAAGGCUCCCGAUGAUUAUAAGGUAUUCAAUGUUGAUACGGAAAAUGGAUUUUUGCUUUAUGGACCUCCUGGUUGUGGAAAAACAUUAAUUGCAAAGGCUGUGGCCAAUGAAGCGGGGGCUAAUUUUAUAUACAUUAAGGGUCCUGAACUCUUGAGUAAAUAUGUGGGAGAAAGUGAAUCGAAAGUUAGAACUUUAUUCCGCAAUGCAAGGACAUGUUCCCCGUGUAUAAUUUUCUUUGAUGAGGUGGAUGCUUUGACAACGGAUCGAAGAAGGGAAGGUGGUUGGGUUGUUGAAAAACUUGUGACUCAGUUAUUGGUAGAGUUGGACGGUGCAGAUGAUAGAUCGGGUGUCUAUGUUAUUGCUGCAACAAAUAGACCCGAGUUCAUAGAUCCUGCUUUCUUGCGGGCUGGAAGACUAGGAAGACACUUACAUGUCGGUUUGCCUAGCCCUGAAGAUCGUGGCUUGAUUCUUAAAGCUCUUGCACGAAAGAAACCUAUAGAUCCUAGUGUCGAUUUAUUGGAAGUUGGGAAGGACAGAGCUUGCGAUAAUUAUAGUGGAGCUGAUCUUCGUGCUCUUGUGAAUCAAGCAGCAAUGGCUGCAAAAGAUGAAAGAAAAGUCGUCUUAGAUUUGUCCACUAUACAUAGAAGGCAUUUCGACAUAGCAUUCCAAAGGACCUCCCCAUCCGUCUCCAGAAAGGAAAUUCAAUUUUACAAUAACUGGUCAGGUGGCGGCUAAUUCAAAAAUAAUGCUUCUAUUUGUUUAUUUUAAAAAUUUUGAUAUUACC